UUACGGGGCGGGGACGCGCUGUCGCGCUGGUUGCUCGAGCCUGAGUCGGACCCGGAACAGACCGGUGCGGGAGAGAAGCGACCCGGGCCCUCGAUUUGCGGCUCGGGACUGGAGGAGAUACCCUACCAGUGAACUGAGACUACACUGAGCUAAGGGCACUAUGGCCACAUCAGCCCCUCUGCGGAGCCUGGAGGAGGAGGUAACCUGCUCUAUCUGCCUCGAUUACUUGCGGGACCCUGUGACCAUUGACUGUGGCCACGUCUUCUGCCGCAGCUGUACCACAGAUGUCCGGCCCAUCUCUGGUGGACGUCCUGUCUGCCCGCUAUGUAAGAAGCCUUUUAAGAAGGAAAACAUCCGACCUGUGUGGCAAUUGGCUAGCCUGGUGGAGAACAUUGAGCGGCUGAAAGUGGAUAAGGGCAGGCAGCCUGGAGAAGUGGCCCGGGAACAGCAGGACACAAAGUUAUGUGAGCGGCAUCAGGAAAAGCUGCACUACUAUUGUGAGGACGAUGGGAAGCUGCUAUGUGUGAUGUGCAGGGAAUCACGGGAGCACCGGCCACACACAGCUGUCCUGGUGGAGAAGGCCGCCCAGCCCCACAGGGAAAAAAUUCUGAACCACUUGAGUACCCUCAGGAGAGACAGAGACAAGAUUCAGGGCUUUCAGGAGAAGGGAGAAGCUGAUAUUCUGGCUGCAUUGAAGAAACUGCAGGAGCAGAGGCAGUACAUUGUUGCAGAGUUCAAGCAGGGCCACCAGUUCCUGAAGAAGCGGGAGCAGCAUCUGUUGGACCAGCUGGCCACCCUAGAGCAGUUGCUCACAGAGGGUAGGGAGAAGUUCAAGACCCGGGGCGUAGGGGAGCUUGCCCGACUGGCUCUGGUCAUAUCUGAGCUGGAGGGCAAGGCACGGCAGCCAGCUGCAGAACUCAUGCAGGAUACCAGAGACUUUGUGAAUAGGUAUCCACGGAAGAAAUUCUGGAUUGGGAAACCCAUCACUCACAUGGUUAAAAGAAAGACUGGAGAAUUCUCAGAUAAACUUCUCUCUUUGCAGCGAGGCCUGAGGCAAUUCCAAGGAAAGCUGCUGAGAGACUUGGAAUAUAAGACUGUAAGUGUCACCCUGGACCCACAAUCAGCCAGUGGGUACCUGCAGCCAUCAGAGGACUGGAAGAGUGUGACCUACACCAGCCUGUACCAGAGUGUCUACCAGCACCCCCAGCAGUUUGACUGUGAGCCAGGAGUGCUAGGCAGUAAGGGUUUCACCUGGGGCAAGGUGUACUGGGAAGUGGAGAUAGAGAGGGAGGGCUGGUCAGAGGAUGAAGAGGAGGGGGACGAGGAGGAAGAGGGGGAAGAGGAAGAGGAGGAAGAAGAAGCUGGCUAUGGGGAUGGAUAUGAUUGGGAGACAGAUGAAGAUGAAGAAUCACUAGGGGAUGAAGAAGAGGAGGAGGAGGAAGAAGAGGAGGAAGUUCUGGAAAGCUGCAUGGUGGGGGUGGCCAGAGACUCUGUGAAGAGGAAGGGAGACCUCUCUCUGCGGCCAGAGGAUGGGGUGUGGGCGCUGCGCCUCUCUUCCUCAAGCAUCUGGGCCAACACCAGCCCUGAGACCGAGCUCUUCCCAGCACUGCGGCCCCGGAGAGUGGGCAUCGCCCUGGAUUAUGAAGGGGGCACCGUGACUUUCACCAAUGCAGAGUCACAGGAACUCAUUUAUACCUUCUCUGCCACUUUCACUGGGCGCCUCGUCCCCUUCUUAUGGCUCAAGUGGCCAGGAACACGCCUCUUGCUGAGACCCUGAGCCUAACACCUGUUCUCAGCCCCACACCCGUGGAUGUGUCACUUCUCUGAGAUCCCAGGACUCUGAUAGGGGAGGUGCCUGGCCAGAGCACCUGGAGCAGGGCAGAGGAGGAACCCCAUGGCCACUGCCACGCACCUCCCCAUCACGGUGGCCCUCAAGACUUCACUCAGUGCUGUCACUCUGUCUGUAAUGCCCUCAUCAGGCUCUUCUGCCUCUUGCUGGUUUCCUGUGGGACCUUCUGACCCUGAAGUACUUGAGGGCUCCCUUUCUCCUUUUUAACUACCCUAUGCUCUUAUCUUUGUGCUCUCUUUGUUGAAUAAGGGGCCAAGGAAGGAUUUUCUGGUCCAAUAUGGCAUCCUGCGCCAGCUAGUCUUGGGAGGGACCAUCAUUUACACCUGAGACCCAUUUUGUUGCCCUCAAACCCCUUAGGUUUCCCUUGCCAAAAUUCACUCAGCUGUCCACCUUCCCUGGCAUUUUAAACAAACCUGCUCCCACCUCAGCUCAUAUUUAAACAUACAUGAAAAUGCUAGAAAUAAACUGAAAAAACACAGAGACUUCCCAGGCCAUUUAGGUUGGCUGCCUGGAAUGCUGGUAGGAAUUAUGUUCUCACAGAAGGUUCAGGACAAAGUCCUUUAAAAUCAAGCUGGGUGUAUGAGGUUUCCAUAGCUAAUAGGUGGGACUCCCAGAGCCUUGGGGGAAGGCUUUGGGAUAACAACUGUGAUAACAAGAAAUCAACUGUGUGGAUUGGUCCUUGUGAGGGGACUUUGGGGUAACAUCUGUGAUAACAAGAAAUCAACUGUGUGGAUUGGUCCUUAUAAGGGGAAUUUUUUUUAAAAGAUCUAGAACAUCUUGUUCUUGAUUCCUAUAUCUAAGAACACCAGAGCAGAUGCCCAAGACAGCAAAUCCUCCCCUGCUAAGGGGACUCUCAUCAUUUUUUCCAGGGGUGUUAGGCUUCUGUCAUUGGCCACUCAAGAGUUCAAGCUCAAUUCUCUGGAGUGGAGGGGAAGACAAAAGCUGUGAGGAAAGGGAAGGAAAAUAGGAGUCCACAUCAAGCCUUUUAGAUCCUCGUGUCAGGGAAGAGAUCAAGGUAUCUCCUCGCUGCCUGUGGAUCCAACCCUUGGUCCAAAUGCCCCUAGUUCCCACAGUUUAACACAAGCUCACUGCUCUAGCCAAAGUGUUGUCCCAGUUUUUGUCCUUACCAAUUUAAGUGUUCCACCAGUCCCCUGCUUACCCAAGCAUUGAUUCCUCCCCUCUGGAGGAUUGAUUGCUCCCUUCCACUCUGGUUCUCAGUGGUCUCUUAGCCACCAUAUUGUCCCAGAGUGGCCUACUUUGUAUGUAUCACAUGCUGCCUGAGUCACAUGUACAUCUUAUUUCUGUAUCUAGUUUGUAAGCUCCUGAAGGGUGGAUAUCAUCCCUUAAUACUUCUCUUAUAGUCUCCAUGGCACCUAGUGCCGUGCUGGGCACAGAGUAGGUGCUCAAUAAAGACUUGUUGAAUGAACAACCUGGAGAUAAUGUAUAUAUUUAUUAUGACAUAGAGGUCACCAUACUUAUUUUGGCUUCAAAGAGCUUCUAUUGAUACUAAUAUCCCAGAGUUUUCCUUUGUUUCUAGAACUCUUGACUGCUUUCUAUCUUCUCUGCACACAUACUAUCCUUUCUGCAAAUCCCCAAAGAAGAGCCUUCCAUAGACACAGAUGGUUUCACCUUGUUCUUCCUCUCCUGUAGUUCCUUCCUUGAGCUAGGUCUAGCAGUAAGUGAUCCACCUUGAGAAGGGUGGUAGCAGCUGGUAUACCCAUAUUCUUGGGAAAUUGAUGCCCCCAAGAAAAUGCCAUCUAUAGCCAGUCUUGGCUGCAUUCAGUAUUUAGCCACUUCUAAAUUUUUGAAAUUGCCAUUUUAAAGACAGAAACAGAUUCUACAAAACUACCUCUGAGAUGACACUAAUAGCAAAGAGCAUAUUUCCUCCCUGUACUCCCAUUUGGGGACUCAAAUUUUCCAUUUUUAUUUUUUAAUGUGCAUAGUUUAGUAUUUUAUGAACUAUGCCUACAUAAAUGAUCAACUUUCUGUAGUGCUUCCAAAAAGAGCAAUCCCCUACUUCAUUCCUCUCUCAAUAAACCUGGUUCAUCUUUUUAAGCAGA
Marmota flaviventris (yellow-bellied marmot) is the source of this 3909-nucleotide messenger RNA. RefSeq names its product tripartite motif-containing protein 26. The record is from RefSeq and is a predicted model, not a curated record. Lineage: Eukaryota; Metazoa; Chordata; Mammalia; Rodentia; Sciuridae. Gene Ontology annotation, molecular function: protein binding; zinc ion binding.